Molecule: messenger RNA, 921 nt
Organism: Peronospora farinosa
Lineage: Eukaryota; Oomycota; Peronosporomycetes; Peronosporales; Peronosporaceae
Source: the annotation of a GenBank genome assembly
AUGUUGGACCCUCGUUUAAGCACACCCGCCUCACCCGUUGAUUCCGCCAUGUUCCCGCCCGUGUACAACCGUUCGUCUUCUUCAUCGUCUACGGCUUCCAUAUCUUCUGACACCCCCAUCACCAGUGUCAAUACCAAUGUAGCCAAACCAUCCCUCAACAUUUUAAAAGAAGAACUCGAGCCUUUUGAGUUCCGACCACGUCCCAAUGCAAUCCCGACACCUCGAUCCCAGGCGGCCACGUCUCUCAGUUCCGUCUUUGGAGAUCAAGACCUCAUCGACGCUAUCAUGUGCAGUCUCAACACGGAGCAGAACACCAAUCCAAGCGUCAACCAUAACGUCUCUACCCCGGCCUUUAACACAGGCUUCUCAAUGCCUCAUCGUGUCCAGCAAAUACAGGUUCCGCAGCCACAUUCGUUCACUGCGUUAAUGCAGCAGCGGCCGACCAGUAUUCCGAUGACCGACGGUCGGAUGAAACCGACCAUGACCUACCCGUGUCUUCGGAAGCCCGGUACUUUUCUCAAUAAAGACGGUCGGUGGAUCAAGGGCAAGCCUUGCCGAAUGGAAGGCUGUGAUAAACGCGCACAGUCAAACGGAUUGUGCAAAGGCCACGGAGGUGGUGCUCGAUGCAGCUUCACUGGCUGCAGCAAGUCGUCACAGGGUGGCGGGUUUUGUCGCGCACAUGGCGGUGGCAAGCGGUGUAUGCACGAAGGAUGUGAGAAGGGCACGCAACGCAACGGUUUUUGCUACCUACACGGCGGUGUCCGGUCCUGUAGCGUUGAAGGUUGCGAUAAGAAGGACCGAGGCAAUGGCAAGUGCUUUUCGCACGGAGGAGGACGCAAAUGCCAAGCACAUAUGUGCUUUAACAUGAUUCGUCGGGGUGCCUACUGUGAUCUGCAUAACGGCGAACUUGCUAACUCAUAA